GGGUUUUUAGAGUGGAUUCUACACAACAAGCGUAGCCAUUACAGCUGAGAGAGCGAACAAAGAAGGGUGGAACAUCUAAAGCAGAGCUGUGGUGAAAAGUAACGAAAAAUUGGUUAAGAAAAGUGUGAAACUGGAAUAUUUAAAGAACAAUAAAUUGAAAUACCGAGUUAUAUCAAAGAAAUUUUAAUACGGUAACAGAAAAAUUUGGUGUAAAACAACGACAGCUGUUGUAAACAAGUUACGGAAAACUCAGAAAAUUUUAUGACAAUUGUAAACAUUGAGUAUGAAAAUUGAAUUAAGAAGUGCAGUGGAUUUUCUGUCAAAUUUCAUCAGGAUUUCAAAGUAUGUAACGGACGAGCAACUAUGUAACUUCAGGGAAUCAUUACUCGACUUACUCCAAAACAAGUAUGAAAAUCAUUGGUUUCCAGAGAAGCCAUGCAAAGGAAGUGGAUAUAGGUGUAUUAGACUGAAUCACAAUAUGGACCCAACAGUCAGGGAAGCAGGGUCAGCUUGUGGACUUAAUCAGAAAGCUCUAGAAGACAUUUUACCUAAGGAAUUAACAAUGUGGGUAGACCCAAAGGAAGUUUCGUAUAGGUUGGGUGAAAAUGGAAGUAUAGGCAUUAUAUUUGAUGGAACCGUCCGAAUUAACUCAUUCUACGCCAGUCCUGCCUCACAUAACAGAUUGCAGCACUCCUGUAAGGGGAAAGUAUUUAUAUCUAGAGACAACUUUCAGCAAAUGCCAACUUUAGUUCAGGGCUGAGCAGGUGGAUUUUCAGACAUUCAUUUUGUUCAUUAAAUUCCAGUAUUUUGAUCACGACCUCAUUUAAUCUCAAAGGACAUUGAAAACGGGAACAAAACUUUUGUUUGUGCAGUAUUUAUGGAACUUAUUGUGAGUGUGCAUGUGAAAACUUCGAGAAAAUGGUUGUUAUUGUGGAAGUGCUAGGGAGUGUGUGAUUUGAAUUAUAGAUCAAAAUGUUUACCUCUAAACACAAUUUGUAUGAUAUAUCAUUCAAUGAUAUUGAUAUUUUGAUCAAUUGAAAUGCCACAACCAUUUAAUGGGACAGAAUUUGUACAUUAUUCACAGUUAUUUUUUUAAUUGUGCAAAGCAAUGUCUUUCAUCAAUUUUUGUCAUGUCCCUAUGAUCUCGAAAUCAAUUUUUCUUGUUAUAUUAAUGUAAUGUGUAUAAAUAAUGCGAUGUUAUAUUAUAAAUGGCAAAGCAUAUUGUACCUUAAUGAUCUAAGGUAACUAUUUGUUUAAAAAUGUGUAAAAAAAACAAAAAAAAAAAGAAAAAAUAGAAAUGAAUAUUGAUUUAAUAUAAAUUCAGCAAAUUUAA
Mytilus trossulus (common blue mussel) is the source of this 1333-nucleotide messenger RNA. RefSeq names its product protein BTG1-like. Lineage: Eukaryota; Metazoa; Mollusca; Bivalvia; Mytilida; Mytilidae. The record is from RefSeq and is a predicted model, not a curated record. The coding region runs from base 284 to 760 and encodes 158 amino acids. Gene Ontology annotation, cellular component: nucleus; cytoplasm. Gene Ontology annotation, biological process: negative regulation of cell population proliferation; negative regulation of mitotic cell cycle. The transcript has a single exon.